Lytechinus variegatus (green sea urchin) is the source of this 1935-nucleotide messenger RNA. It is a transcript of the gene wdr12, whose product is annotated as ribosome biogenesis protein WDR12-like. The transcript has 12 exons. The record is from RefSeq and is a predicted model, not a curated record. NCBI's taxonomy places the organism in Eukaryota, Metazoa, Echinodermata, Echinoidea, Temnopleuroida, Toxopneustidae. Gene Ontology annotation, molecular function: protein binding. Gene Ontology annotation, biological process: ribosome biogenesis; maturation of LSU-rRNA from tricistronic rRNA transcript (SSU-rRNA, 5.8S rRNA, LSU-rRNA); maturation of 5.8S rRNA from tricistronic rRNA transcript (SSU-rRNA, 5.8S rRNA, LSU-rRNA). The coding region runs from base 12 to 1346 and encodes 444 amino acids. Gene Ontology annotation, cellular component: preribosome, large subunit precursor; PeBoW complex.
AUUAUCUCAAGAUGGCAGCCUCCACGUCCAUGAACGUUGCUGUCGGAUCGCAUUUACAAGCUCGAUUUUUCACAAAACAGAAGAGAUUUCUUGUCAGCAACACACCUUUCUCAGUUCCAGCCAGUGUUGGUGUGGCUGAAUUAAGUUCGCUCAUCAAUAAACUUCUCAAUGAAGAUAAAGCAGAGGAAGACAUUGAAAAUGUCGAAUUUGAUUUUCUCAUUGAUGGCGAGUUUCUUCGAGUCACCCUUGCCGCUCAUCUGGAAGUCAAGCAGAUAUCGACAGAGACCGUCGUCGAUAUCGAGUAUGUUGUGAAACAGACGGCCCCUGAGCCCGUGGGAAGUAUACUUCACGAUGACUGGGUGAGCUGUAUUCACAGUUUUGGAGAAAGAAUUCUCACUGGUUGCUAUGACAAUGGUGUCAGACUGUGGGGAAGAAACGGUGACAACAUAGCGACACUUCAGUAUCACACAGACCCUGUUAAAUGUGUUCGGUGGAUCAAAUCUGGUGACCCUGUAAGUUUGCUGGUGAGCGGGUCACAUGACCAGACUCUAAUCAUUUGGGAGUGGAAUGAGAGUGAAAGAAAGAGUAAACCACUCCACGUAUGCAAGGGCCACGCUAAAAGUGUAGACACGGUUGAUGUCGACCAGUCACAGACAAGAAUAUGCAGUGGGUCUUUUGACAAGAUGCUGAAAGUUUGGUCCGCUGUUCCAAGUUCAGGGGAAGAAGAACCACCAGAAAUUCAGGAGCAACAGAAAAAGAGAGUACGGAGAGACGGUAGUGCACCAGUUAUACGAACACCCAUUGCAACACUUGACGGUCACAAGGAAGCAGUAUCAUCUGUGAUAUGGACAGGAAAGGAUGAAGUGUGCAGUGCAUCAUGGGAUCACACCAUACAGAUGUGGGAUGUAGCACAGGGUUCAAACAAGUCAAAUUUGACAGGUACAAAGGCAUUCCUAAGUCUAUCUCAUUCUCCCUUGAACGGACUUCUAGCCAGCGGUAGUGUGGACAGACACGUUAGGUUAUGGGACCCAAGAAUCAAAGAUGGAGCAGUAGUUAAGUCAUCGCUCACUCAUCACACGGGUUGGGUAUCAUCGGUGUCAUGGUCGCCUAGCAACCAGAAUCAACUUCUUUCAGGAUCCUAUGACAAGGCUUUGAAACUCUGGGAUAUUAGAAGCCCGAAGGCACCUCUCUUCAAUAUGACGGGUUUGGAUGAGAAGAUCCUGACUGUUGAUUGGUCAAUACCUGAUCUACUUUUAUGUGGAGGAGCCGAUAAUUGUCUUCAUAUGUUUAGCACAUCAGAAGCAUUAUCAUCUGAGACAUCGUCGGACGUCAACAAGGCAGACUGAGUACUUCUAUCAUAUCUUCAACAAUGGUAUCUUCAACAAUAUCGUCAAUGAUGCCUACCCACUGGGGCUGCACAAUAUGACAAUGAUUUUGAAACUUUAUUGAAUCUGUGGGUCUUUGAUAAAGCGCGUAUAAGGCAACUUGUCAAAAGUCUGUAUCACGUCUUUUCGGGGGUUAUCUCGCUAUAAGGGUGCUUUUCAUAGUAGCUUUCACACGUUUUCUAUUAUUUUAUUUCUGAUGAAGUGCGAGGAUAAGUAUUGAAAAGCCGCUUGCAGAAUUCUUGCAGGAAAGACAUGGCUCUCGCUUUUGACUAGAUGCCUUAACAAGAUUGUUCAUAAAGACCACUUGUCUUUUCUCCCUUGAAUGUGGUUUUUUUAUUGGAGCACGUACUACAGGGAAACUUCAAAAAGAUUAAAGGGGAAUCCAACCCAAAUAAAAACUUGUUUUUAGAAGAGAAAAAUCAUACAAUUUGAUGGGUAAAAGUUCGAACAAACUUGGACAAACAAUGAAAAGGUUAUAACUUUUUAAAAGUUGAAAACAUUGGUAAUCACUAUAACCAUGGAGACUUCAAAUUGGCAGCUUAUGUGAUGU